Acanthaster planci (crown-of-thorns starfish) is the source of this 3418-nucleotide messenger RNA. Its product is annotated as serine racemase-like. NCBI's taxonomy places the organism in Eukaryota, Metazoa, Echinodermata, Asteroidea, Valvatida, Acanthasteridae. The record is from RefSeq and is a predicted model, not a curated record. Gene Ontology annotation, molecular function: DNA-binding transcription factor activity; threonine racemase activity; magnesium ion binding. Gene Ontology annotation, biological process: D-serine biosynthetic process.
GUCUUACUUCUGUUCGUUGAUGGCGCUAUUUAAAAACACUGGGUGUCUCGUGUUCAACGACACCGCGUUCUUCGACCAAAAUUGCUCAUCGCAAAUGAUGGCGGACGCUGAGGAAGCUGAAAUCAUAAUUUCUGCUCAUGAAAAAGAACAAGUCGAGCAGCAUGUCGAAGAGGAAAUUGUUCACGAAGUUGUCUCCCCUGAUCAGUCUUGGAGGAACGACGAAUCGGGCUUGAUCCACGAACUUGAACACAGUGAAGAAGACGACGACGGUUCGCAUGGUUCGGCGAGGGGGAAGGAUGAAAGUAGAUCUAACGCAGACAUGGCCGAUCAUGCGUAUCACGCCAGCCUGGCUGAGGGUGAGGACAGCUCUCUAGAUGACCCCUUCAAAGAUGACACUGGUGUUUUCUGCCUGGACACUGAGGAUGAGGUUAAGCAGAAAAUCGCCACAUACGAGAAAAAGUCAGGCACACGUUUCAUUGUACUGAAAAAGGAAAGGGGUUACACUCAAACUGUUGAGGACAAUCCAGCGCCGACUUACUCGGAUGGGGUGAGGCUCACUCACCAUAACCAACAGUCCAGUGGGGCAGCCGAGCCUCCGGAGGAGUUCAUUUGCAAGGAGUGCAAUGUGGUAUACAAGAGCUACAAGUCUCUCUGGCAGCACAAGAAGGACAACCACCAGGACAAGUUGAGCUGCGGCUACUGCGAUUACUCCUCGAGCCGCAUGUACAAUAUCAAGCAGCACCGCAAACGGAGACACCCCAACUUGCCCGAUCCGUUUGACCCGAACCUGGUUGACCUGCCGGUGUUCUCAUCAGUGUAUUCGGACGAGAUGAGACUGGAGAACACGAUGGAAGAUUCUGAUGAGGAGAUGGGCCAUGUAGGAGAGCCUGUCUCUAAGCUGGCCCACUUCGCCCAAAACAUGGUGACCUGUGCUGUAAUAGGAGAUGCUUUUAGCUCAAGAAGUCCAUCAGAAACUGCCAAGUCUCAACCAGGGAACAGCCAAGUGAAAGAAGUACAUCAAGAGCAUUCCGCUGCAGCAGCAUAUCCAGUGGGCUUGGUCGCCUCACAGGAGGUCCCAAGUCGCACUGGAAAGCAGUCUCUGGUGCAAAGAAGCCAAGCUCAGACGCAGAGCAACAGAUCCGAGGUGCAGACUGUUCACACGGUGAAUCACAUGGCAACAAUGCCUGUUUUCCCUCGUAUAACUAGCGUGUCUGGAGGUUUAAUGACCAUCCAUCCUGGUAGCGUGAGUGCUCCCCCCAGUCAAGGACACUCAAGAUUGCAGCACCCAAGCAUUCCCCGCUGUAACAGAGAACAGCAAGUCAGCCGGAUCAGUAACAGCCAAGAGGAGUUAGACCAUAGAACUGACCGGAGCGACAGAGUAAUAUUUUCUAGGACUACAAAUGAGCUUGGAUCAUGCCAACUGGCGUCGUCGCAGCAGAAAGUCUCACCACGAGGCGACAUCUGCAGGGCCUCAGUGUCAUGUGCGCCAUCAUCUCUGAGAACCACCUCAGCAUGCAAUCAUCUCAUCCCAAGGCAAGAAAUGAUGCCAAGGGGUACAGCCGCAGGGGUAAGAGAUGGCCAAAAUGUUCAAAACAAAACAUCACCCUCAUUGCCAGUCAGGAGAGACUCUGAGACAUGUAAGCAGUGGGAUAAGAAGCAUCCUUCUCAGUCACCGGGAACGUCAGUCAACAGCAGGCUAGUUGGAGGAGGGCAAAGGAAUAAUGGUAACGGAACCUUCUCCAUCGAAACAAGACAUACAGCUCAGAGCAGCCCCAACUCUGAGCCCUCCCCAUGCCCUCAUUCAGACCAAACGAGGGGUGGCCAAGGAGCCCCUGGCCAAGCCAAGCAGAAGCCAAGUCCACAAGGUGCCAGAACUGCUCACCACUUCACCACAGUCGGGGGCAUCCUAGACCAGCACAGGCGCAGUGUUGGCCUUACAGACUUCCGUGACCUCCUGCCAAAUUUCCGGGUCAGGUCCAUCACCGAACGAGUAGUGCAGCCAGACGGGACACGAUAUGAGAUUCAGAUCGAUGGAGAAGAGAUAAAUGAAUGAAGCCAUGGCGUAGUAGCUCAUGAAUAUGGGGUUUGAAUAAUAAUGAAUUUACCUACAGUAAUUUCAGCUUAAAUGAUCUUCAAAUGAUGUGGUUAUUUGAAAUGGAUCAUUUGUGCUUGUGAUAUACUGUACAUGUACACUCACAGGCACAUGGUAAAUGUAUGUUUGUACAUGUACAUUGUACUGGGAUACAUGUACAUGUGUACAAUGAGCCAUACAAGUACUUGUACACAUGUACAUGUAUGUACACUUACCGGUAUAGUGUCGGUUGCACCACAAAUUGAUGUACAUGUACAUACAUAUACAACACGGUAGUUUUGGUGCACCACGAAGUGACGUACCGUCCAUUGACUUUGUACACACGAUACGUCAGUUGGUGAUGCAACCAACAGCGAUGAUGUACAUGUACAAUACAUGUACCAUAUGUGAAUACUGUACUUGAAAUUUGGCAAAUGUGAUGAUUGGGUACAUGUAUAAGUAGCAUACAUGUAUGGUAAAUGUGCAAUAACAUGUACCAAUACAUGUACAUGCAUUUGCUUGAUGCCUCUGAACAGCAAGGUUUUAAAACUUGGUGUGUGUGAAAUGAAAAUGGUAGAAAUGAACAUGUGCACAUUGUAUGGUAUUGGAAAGUGAUUCCUGUUGAGCUGGUCACUGCAGAUGAUUUACUUUUGCAUACAUCAUGUACUGGUACAUGUACAGGUGAAUAAAAGUGUUCGUUACAUUAAUUACGGCUCAUACAUGUGUGCACAACAGCAAUCAUAGAUCAACAAAUAAUAAUGUGUUCUUGUUACAUGUACCAACUUGGAAUUACAUUUAUUUUCCAAUUAAUAUAUUCAAAUCAGUUUUUCAGCUAACUGCCAACUAAAUCCCAUUACCUGUACCCCCCCUGUACCUUAGUUCAAAAUUUGGCACAAACUACCGCUGUGUGUGUAAAGAGUUAUUCAUGAAGCAGUGUUGAUCAUGAGGGUGUUUUAUUUUGUCUUUUUAUGGUACCGCUAUAUAACAUUAUGUGAAGUUGUGAACAUGGAUGUUUUUUGAAAAUGAAAAAAAAAGAUGAUUCAUUUAAUCGAAAGAUUUGUAUUUAUUCAAAAGAUCUGAUUGGGACAAAAAUUUCCCAUCUUGCAGUGUGUGUUCACAUUGCAGACUGUAGUGAGUUUGAUUAACUUGUAACUUUCAGUCAAUUCAGAUUUUCCAGUACACGAGAAAGGUCUUGUGGGAAUUCACAUGCACAGUAUGCACGUACAUGUAUGUUCAAUAAAUAAGCAAAUUUUAUAUUUCAAGUGAAAUCAUGUUUUCUGUGUUUAAUUUUGUGUCUGUCACUACUGACCUGCCCCUAACAUCACAUGCCCUCUGGGGCCAAUUUCA